Molecule: messenger RNA, 303 nt
Organism: Tremella mesenterica DSM 1558
Lineage: Eukaryota; Fungi; Basidiomycota; Tremellomycetes; Tremellales; Tremellaceae
Exons: 1
Molecular function (GO): nucleic acid binding
Source: RefSeq, a predicted model, not a curated record
GAAGACAACGCUCCAAGCCACAAAGCGAAACACAGUCAGCAAAAGCAUGAUACACUUGGUCUCCAUUCACUUAUCCACCCUCCCUCAUCUCCGGAUGUUGAUCCUAUUGAGAAUCUCUGGUCAAUGGUGAAGUACAAGGUUAGCAAGCGCCUUCCAAGAGCGACAAAUGUGAAGCAGUUGUUUGACCAUUGGGUGGCGGAGUGGGAAGCUAUAGACAUGGAUAUUGUCAACAAGGUGGUGGAUAGCAUGCCAAGGAGGGUUGAGGCUGUCAAGCAUGCUAAGAGGUACGCUAUCAAGUACUAA